GCCUGUUCCUCAGUCGGCUUCUUUGACUGCGGGAGGCGUCUCGGGGAUGGGAGCUGGCACCCAGCGACAUACGUCUCUGGAGAGUGGUGGUGCCCCGGUGCCUGUUCCUCAGUCGGCUUCUUUGACUGCGGGAGGCGUCUCGGGGAUGGGAGCUGGCACCCAGCGACAUACGUCUCUGGAGAGUGGUGGCGCCCCGGUGCCUAUACCAGUGGGCUCACUUCAUUUGCCACUUUGAGUCCGUUUGGGUUAUGUUUACAUUCUGUCGAUGGGGUUGACAAUACACCAGCUCGUGUUACAAUUAGCAAUGAGGUCACCAUCUUACUGCUGCUGUUUAUGACUGGAUAG
Messenger RNA from Trypanosoma rangeli, 345 nucleotides. RefSeq lists its product as uncharacterized. NCBI's taxonomy places the organism in Eukaryota, Euglenozoa, Kinetoplastea, Trypanosomatida, Trypanosomatidae. The annotation marks the transcript as partial. The record is from RefSeq and is a predicted model, not a curated record. The transcript has a single exon.